GGGAGGGCCAAUUUCCCACCAUGAUUUUAAAAGAAAAUAUUUAGUGUAAUUUCUUUAAGUUUUGAAUGAUACCACUGUUUAUAUACUAUAUUUUGUUAAUCUAUUUAUUUUUUCUCCGCGGAUUCAAAUAAAUUUUAGAUCCACCACUCACUAUAUAUAUAAUAUUAUAUUCUUAAAAGAAAGUAUGAAAACAUUUACAAAUGGAGUUGUAAAGUUUUUUUUUUCGGUAAUCAAAUGGAAUUGUAAAGUUGUAGUCCUAUAGAAGUAUUUAGUUAGUUACUAAACUCUCUAUGGGAAAUAAAGAUAAGCUAUUAUUAGUGGAUGGAGAGAAAGAACAACUUUAGUGGAUAAGUUUUGAAGUUACAAUUCAAAGUAUUUUUAGUUAGGUUUCAUUUGCAUUUGGUGGAAAUCUGGCAUAUGUUGACCAAACUUUUGCAUGGACUCGUCGUGCAUGGUGUUGUUUAGUUUGGGAGAUUUUUUUUUUUUUUUUUUAGUUUGGGAGAUUUUGUCUAAGCUAGCAUUCUUAGUAAAGAGAGAACCUUAUUUAUUUGAGUUUUAUGACAUUAAUUUUGAAAUAGUAUUAUUACUAAUACAGUAAGCUUUUAUAUAUCAACAAUAAUGUUGAAUUUGAAAAUAAAUUGUUUUUAAAAUAUUAUAAAUUUCUCAAAGUAGUCAUUCGCCUUGGUGAAAAAUAUUUUGUGCUUAAGAAAAUGAUAGUAAACGUAAACUAUUUUCAAACGUGUCCACCUCAAGUAGACAAAUAUUAAAAAGAAAAUAUCUCUUAAUUCAUGCAAAACAAUAUAUAGUUUUCGAAGUCUCCCCUUAAUUCACUCAUGGCUUCAUCCUUUAUAUAGUCUUACAGUCUCCUAUCUGUCGAAGCACUUGCAUCUAUCUACUCAUCAGAAUUUGCAAAUCUCCUCCAUAUAUAUAAGCCAAACUUUUAUCUCUCUUCAACAUUUCUCCUCAUUUUUUCGUAUAACCCGAUCUUUGAAAAAUGGUCGAGGGAGUGUCCAAGAUAAUGUGGAUUGUUAUGGCCACCGUGUUUGCAGCAACAGCGGCGGCCACACUAGUGGCGCAUGGUGAAGAAACGCCGUGUUACUUCGUGUUCGGAGACUCUGUCUUCGACAAUGGUAACAACAAUGCGUUAAAUACCAUUGCAAAGGUCAACUAUUUACCUUAUGGUAUAGAUUUUCCCGAAGGUCCAACCGGUCGGUUUAGCAACGGACGUAUCAUUCCAGACGUUAUCGCUGAACUAGCGGGUUUCAAUGAUACCAUUCCACCAUUCGCCGGAGCACCACCAGCACAAGCUAACAUCGGACUCAACUAUGCUUCCGGUGGCGGCGGAAUCCGGGAAGAAACCAGCCAAAAUUUGGGUGAAAGAAUCAGUUUGAGAAAGCAAAUAAACAACCACCAGUCGGCGAUUAUAAACGCGGUGGUGCCACCGAGUCAGCUACGGAGAUGUCUAUAUACAAUCAGCAUCGGAAGUAAUGAUUACCUCAACAACUACUUCUUGCAACCUCCUACCCCAGCUCGUCGUCAGUAUACUCCUGAAGAGUUUGCUGAAUCUCUCAUACGCUUCUACAAUAUUUAUUUGAAACAAUUGUACCUACUAGGAGCGAGGAAGGUGGCUUUGUUCGGAAUCGGUAAGAUUGGGUGUAUACCACGUAUUGUUGCUACCCUUGGUGGUGGUGUUGGCUGUGCAGAAGAAGUGAACCAAGCCGUUGAUCUCUUCAACAAUAAACUUAAAGCCCUAGUCACAGACUUCAACAACAAACUCUCUAGUGCUAAGUUCACUUACGUUGACCUCUUCUCUGGAAAUGCUGAAGACUUCGCCGCUCUUGGGAUCACUGUUGGUGAUAGGAGUUGCUGUACGGUUAACCCGGGUGAAGAGCUUUGUGCGCAGAACGGACCGGUUUGUCCUGACCGAACAAAAUACAUAUUUUGGGAUAACGUGCAUACCACGGAAAUUAUUAAUACAGUGAUAGCUAUCGCAGCGUUUAACGGAGACAUAACUUCUCCCUUCAGCAUAUCUCAGCUUGUGAAUUAGCUUAUAAUAUGGACAUGACUUUACUAGUUUAAGCUGUAAACUGGUUUGGUCAUGGAAACCAUAUAAUAUACAUAUACUAUCAACUGAAAAAUGAAUAAAACGAUUGUAAUAGUUUCCAGUAACAAUAAUAAUAAUAUUUUCACCUAUCUGAUUGUU
This is a messenger RNA of Brassica rapa (field mustard), 2203 nucleotides long. RefSeq names its product GDSL esterase/lipase At4g30140. The record is from RefSeq and is a predicted model, not a curated record. Gene Ontology annotation, molecular function: hydrolase activity, acting on ester bonds. Lineage: Eukaryota; Viridiplantae; Streptophyta; Magnoliopsida; Brassicales; Brassicaceae.